Molecule: messenger RNA, 1139 nt
Organism: Culex pipiens pallens (northern house mosquito)
Lineage: Eukaryota; Metazoa; Arthropoda; Insecta; Diptera; Culicidae
Product: lipase member H-like
Exons: 1
Coding region: 93-1133 (346 amino acids)
Molecular function (GO): lipase activity
Source: RefSeq, a predicted model, not a curated record
GUCUAUGCACUCUCUUCUGCUUCACCGUAUAAAAGACCGAUCCAUCAUUCUAAGCACUAUCAGUUUUGGAGGUACGCUGGCAAGGAGAAGUAAUGGCAUCGUUCCGACUUGUGUUGAGUCUGCUAGUUGCGUCGAUAGCGCUGGACGUGACCUGCGCUGGAAUUUUGGACAUCUUCAACACAACCUCCGAUUACAACCUGGUGCAGUCGCUGAACAUCGUGUUUGGCCAGACGAAGAACGAUAUUUCCUUCUUGUUAACCGGUGAGGACAAAACUCCAAUUGAGCGGGCCGUUACGUUCUGGUGUGGUCAUAGCAAUUCUACUACGCUGAAGCAAACCCUGCUGGACGAUCCGGACCUUGGGAGUAAGCUGAACUUGGCGAAACCGAUAGCGUUUUUGACGCACGGAUGGUUGGACAACACAACGCGCGUUUGGUUCCAGAAGACCGUUCAGGACAUGAUCAAGUUUGGUGAUAGCAACGUCUGCGGAGUAAACUGGGCCCGGUUGGCACAGUACGACUAUAGAAUCGCUGCGGUGAAGCAUGUUCCGAUUGUGUCCGGGUACCUGACCAAGUUCAUCACGUUCCUGUUGAACUCGGGAAUGUCCCUGGACAAUGUAACGCUGGUAGGCCACAGCAUGGGUGCCCAAAUCAGUGGUCAGGUGGGGCUGAAUUUCAACGGGAAGAUUCCUCAAAUUUUUGGUCUCGAUCCGGCAGGUCCCAUGUUCACCGCUCCAGUAGAUCGUGGCCUCCGGUAUCGAUUGGAUAAAAGUGAUGCCAAGUACGUGCAGAUGAUCAUUACCUCACGUGGAACAAUCGGGGUGCGGGUAGGUGAUGGUCACGAAAACUUCUACCCCAACGGAGGAGACGCUCCGAUGCCAAACUGUGUUCUUCCGUUGACCAACGACGCAGAGUUCUUCGAUCAGAUCAUGUGCAGUCAUCUUCAUGCGACUAGCUUGUAUCGGUUUUCACUAAAUCCGGCCCUGGUGUACAAUGCUCGGCGGUGCCUCAACUACGGAUCGUACCGGCUGGGACUUUGCAGCCUCAACAAGAGCAAUCGGCUGGGAGUUUACAGCGACCGGUCGGGAGGGGACUUUUAUAUGCGGACGGGAGCGGCUUCGCCUUAUGAUGUGUGAAUUAAA